Aspergillus ibericus CBS 121593 is the source of this 2477-nucleotide messenger RNA. RefSeq names its product phosphotransferase family protein. The transcript has 4 exons. Lineage: Eukaryota; Fungi; Ascomycota; Eurotiomycetes; Eurotiales; Aspergillaceae. The record is from RefSeq and is a predicted model, not a curated record. Bases 482 to 2068 code for a protein of 528 amino acids. Gene Ontology annotation, cellular component: mitochondrion.
AUUCUGGUCUUUUUAGUGGUUUAGCCCAACCCCGCUAUGUCUUAGCUUCGAUUAUUCCGCCAUAUUAGGUAAAGGAGCCUGAUUUACCAACAAAACUAAUAACUGACCGCCUAACUGACCGCCCCAAACAAUCGGGCUAUAUAUCAGCGUAGCCCGAUUACUUGAGGAGGCGACUACUUGUCCCAUGGUCGCCUAUAUUUAUCCGGAGAAAGCCCAAGUUGUCCAGUUUUCGUGUUCUUAGCCUGGGGUUUCUAGAGCACAUGCCAGCCUUAGUUGCUCAGCAAAUAAGGCAGUGUGUGCCGUUGAAGUUUGCAUUGGGAAGAUGAUAAAGACGAUGUGGAAACAAUCAUUUAUUCGUCGUUUUUUACCACAGCACUCGGGUCAUGUCAGGUUUUCUGGUCGUUUGCGAGAUAUUUUUCCAAACUUUAGACGGUGUUUACACCUGACUAGACCGGUGAAGAAACCCGGCAUAGAAGAUAUCAUGGCGAAGAUAAUGGACCAAGGCGAGCUUUUUAGAUAUACUUCAGGCCGAUGGCUGAUCAAUGAAGAACACCAACUAGAGCAACGUUUUGUGAAGUUCGAUAUGGAGAGCCUUUGUCGUCAGGCUGUCUCAUUAUUCAGCAAGGCGACGAAAUGCGUGUGCAUUGUUAAGUUGGAAGGGAACUUUAACAAAGCAUUUCUCCUCACAAUGGAUGACGGCAAUGAGGUUAUCGCAAAGAUCCCAUGUCCAAAUGCGGGUACACCCUCGCUGACGACGGCAUCCGAGGUGGCCACUCUGAGAUAUUUGCGGUCGUGUACAUCGGUUCGGGUUCCCGAGGUGUUCGCAUGGAGUUCCGAUCCAGGGAACCCGGUAGGCGCAGAAUAUAUCAUCAUGGAGAAGGUUCCAGGGAUUGCACUCAGUGAGAGGUGGGAAGCAAUGAACAUGCUACAGCGCUACAAAAUAAUUGAUCGAAUUAUUGAAGUGGAGAAGGAACUUGAGGAGUUGAAGUUCCCUGCCUAUGGAAGUCUCUACUUGCGACAGUCCGUGCCUGAUGGAUAUUGCCAUUAUCCACUUCCCCCACAACUGGAUCCUACCGGGUUGUUCUGCGUUGGGCCGUCCUGCAAUCGAUCUAUGUGGAGUAAAGAUGUUACCGGCAUGUGCAAAUCUAUGCCUAAUGUCGGCCCCUGGGCUUCUUUUUUGGAAUUUGCACUAUCUAUUCCUGAACGAGAAUUAGAUAUCAUGACAGACUCAACAAGCGAAGUGCAGCACCAUCUCAAUCAAUUUGAUGAGAGCCAAUCCCUUGAUGAAUAUUUCAACCUUUUACAGAAAGUGAAGGCGAUAAUUCCUACCAUUUCACACCAUCCUCUUGUGAGAGAAGUAGCAGACCCCGUUCUAUGGCAUACUGAUUUACACUUGGGAAAUAUUUUUGUUUCUAUGGACGACCCAACUAUUAUCGAGGGCAUAAUUGAUUGGCAGUCAACUCAAAUUGCUCCUCUAUUCCUACAAGCUCGAUUUCCGGAAUUUCUCAGGCCGCCAAAGGAUUACAACCCUGGGACUGAUAUCCCCAACUUGCCGAGUAACUUCGACGAAUUGGAUCCUGAACAGAAGGAUCAAGCUAGGAGGGAGCGGGCAUCAGCGUCCCAGUCUAAAUACUACGAAAUGUCUAACCUGGCAUACAAUAAACGCGUCUAUGAUGCAAUGAAACUUGACCGGAGGCUAUGGGAACCUUUCACUUGUUGCCAGCUUUUCUCGAAUGGCAGUAUGGUCCCGCUACGUAACUCUUUGUUACGCGUUUCGCAGGACUGGGAUUUUCUUGACCUUCCAGGCAGUUGUCCAUUCCAGUUUUCUGAAGAGGAGUUGAAAAUGCACAAUGAGAAGGUGGUGUUGUAUCAAGACAUGCUUUAUUUGUGGGAUGUUGUGAAGACCCAGCUCUGCACUGAUGAUUCUGGUUGGGUACCGAUGGAACGCUGGGAGAAAACAAACGACAUGAAUAAAAGUCUCUUUGAGACAUACAUCAAAACUAUGAGCGAGGAACUGUCACUGGAUGCAGCGUCGAAGAAGUGGCCGUUUCCGCCUAAAAGUUCAUGAGUCCCUUAGCCACGAGCUCAGAGGUUCUUCUUUGCUUGUUCAACCAAUUCCGAAAUUACGCGCUUGCCCUCCUCAGAUUGCUCUUUCUCGGGGGCAUCCCUAUUCACUUGUGCCAUUGCGAGCUUUCCAUGUGGAUUUUUUCGCAGCCAAUCCUUGAGUCCCUCACUUUUUGCCUGACUGUUUACCUGAAGAUACACGUUGUAGUAGCCUGGCUUAUCCUUAACCUCCUCUCCCAUGUCAAUUCGACACUGGUACUCUGCAUCAUUUUUGCUGGUUCUGGAUGGUAGGACCCGACUGCCAGCUGCAGACUCUUUGAAUAGCUUGGUGAUCUGCUUUGAGUCGUUGGCAACUUUUUCGCCAAAUUUCUUAAGAGCGCUGGACAUUCUGAGGAUAUCUGGCUUUUUCAAAG